This is a messenger RNA of Chironomus riparius, 990 nucleotides long. NCBI's taxonomy places the organism in Eukaryota, Metazoa, Arthropoda, Insecta, Diptera, Chironomidae. The record is from the annotation of a GenBank genome assembly.
AUGAGUAGGUUUAUAGGUUACAGGUGUGUUGAACUUCACUUCGUUGCACUUCGUUACGUUCAACUGUUUAUAGAUUACAGUAGGUUUAUAGGUUACAGGUGUGUUGAACUUCACUUCGUUGCACUUCGUUACGUUCAACUGUUUAUAGAUUACAGUAGGUUCAUAGGUUACAGGUGUGUUGAACUUCACUUCGUUGCACUUCGUUACGUUCAACUGUUUAUAGAUUACAGUAGGUUCAUAGGUUACAGGUGUGUUGAACUUCACUUCGUUGCACUUCGUUACGUUCAACUGUUUAUAGAUUACAGUAGGUUUAUAGGUUACAGGUGUGUUGAACUUCACUUCGUUGCACUUCGUUACGUUCAACUGUUUAUAGAUUACAGUAGGUUCAUAGGUUACAGGUGUGUUGAACUUCACUUCGUUUCACUUCGUUACGUUCAACUGUUUAUAGAUUACAGUAGGUUCAUAGGUUACAGGUGUGUUGAACUUCACUUCGUUGCACUUCGUUACGUUCAACUGUUUAUAGAUUACAGUAGGUUCAUAGGUUACAGGUGUGUUGAACUUCACUUCGUUGCACUUCGUUACGUUCAACUGUUUAUAGAUUACAGUAGGUUCAUAGGUUACAGGUGUGUUGAACUUCACUUCGUUGCACUUCGUUACGUUCAACUGUUUAUAGAUUACAGUAGGUUCAUAGGUUACAGGUGUGUUGAACUUCACUUCGUUGCACUUCGUUACGUUCAACUGUUUAUAGAUUACAGUAGGUUCAUAGGUUACAGGUGUGUUGAACUCCACUCCGUUUCACUCCGUUACGUUCAACUGCUUAUAGAUUACAGUAGGUUUAUAGGUUACAGGUGUGUUGAACUCCACUUCGUUGCACUUCGUAACGUUCAACUGUUUAUAGAUUACAGUAGGUUCAUAGGUUACAAGUGUGUUGAACUUCACUUCUUUGCACUUCGUUACGAAGAUGGUACCAAAAAAUUCAUCGAAAAUUAA